Tachysurus fulvidraco (yellow catfish) is the source of this 6558-nucleotide messenger RNA. RefSeq names its product exostosin-like glycosyltransferase 3 (gene extl3). The record is from RefSeq and is a predicted model, not a curated record. Gene Ontology annotation, cellular component: membrane. Bases 878 to 3619 code for a protein of 913 amino acids. NCBI's taxonomy places the organism in Eukaryota, Metazoa, Chordata, Actinopteri, Siluriformes, Bagridae. The transcript has 6 exons. Gene Ontology annotation, molecular function: glycosyltransferase activity.
AGAAUUCAUCACGGCUAGUGUUUGCAUAGCUGAUUUAACAAUGCAGCAGCGCUGCGUUAUUUUUUUUCUUCACCCGUAUUUCUAAAGAUUCCACCUCCUUUUAUUUGAAUGGGUGCUAUGUCGUAGAGGGAGCAGUGUUAACCAACCAAAUCUCAGAGGUUGAAUGAGAUGAACCAAUCAUCGUGUAGGAAGGGCGGGACCUGUCGGAAUACGGUUGGGGAAAACACAACGCAGGGCUGAUUUUGGCGUUUACCAUACCGUGUAGCUUUUCAAGGCAAAACUAACGGGGUAAAAACAAGCGGAUGCGGAUGCACGGAUUUCUGCCAUGCAAAAUAUCCAGGUCGAUUCAUCAGAUUAAGAACACCGUUUUCACGGAAUUGCCCUGGUGUAGUUUAAUGUCCGCGUGCACGAGCUCCAGACCGGAUUGGACGCUGCAUUAAAGGAACGCUGGAUGGUUCACAGACCAUGAGUGGCUGGAAAACAUAUUACAGCCAUCGUGGCAAGAUUCUGCCGAGUUGAAGAACGGCUCUGCCAAACAGAAUGAUGAAGAUACCGUAGUACUAAACAUGUGCUCAUCUUUGAUUUCGACAAGAGGCUCGCAGUUCUUGCCACGGUCCAAGGUCUCAUGUACAUCUCUGGAUAGAUUUGGAGUGUGGUUGCAUAGCAUAGAAAAAUACAGCAUUAUGUUUGAACUGCAUGCUCUUGAAGAUGAAGUUUGCUUUUAUUUAAAGUCUAAGUGAAGAUGAGAUUUCUGUCUUUACUUUUCAUUUUUUGUCUAUCUACACAUGCUUACACAACAUAGAUUGCAUUAUGGCUGCUGACUCUCCCCAGCACCUUUAUUUAACUGCUUGGUGUGGUGGAGAGUGACGUUUGGACGAUGCAGCGAAACGGAGGUGUCACGGGGAAUGGCAGCCAGCCAUGGAUGUUCCGGAGGGUUCGACUGACAUGGCUCAGUUUUAUGCUCUUUUUCAUAUUGGUUUUCUUCCCACUCAUUGCACAUUACUACCUCACCACAAUUGAUGAGGCAGGUGGUCCAGACAAACGCAUUUUUGGCCCACGACCUGGUGGUGAACUAUGUGAGGCAAAACAUGUGCAAGACCUGUGUCGUAUACGCGAAUCAGUGAGCGAAGAGCUGCUUCAGCUGGAAGCCAAGCGGCAAGAGCUCAACGGUGAAAUAGCCCGUCUCAAUUUGCGAAUUGAUGCCUGUAAGCGUAGCAUCGACAGUGCCAAACAGGACUUGUUACAACUCAAAAAUGUUAUCAGCCAGACAGAACACUCUUAUAAGGAACUCAUGGCUCAGAAUCAGCCAAAACUAUCAUUGCCAGUUAGACUAUUACCGGACAAGGAUGAUCCAGGUCUCCCGCCUCCACGGUCCGUACAGGCCUGUCGCUUGCAUAAUUGUUUUGAUUACGCCAGAUGUCCACUUACAUCGGGGUUCCCAGUAUAUGUUUAUGACACAGGGUCAUAUCCUUGGGGAGACAAUAUUGACCCAUUGAUCAAGCAAGCUUUUGUAUCUUCUGUUAAAAGCAGUGUUUAUGUGACAGAUAAUCCAAAUAUUGCUUGUCUUUAUGUGGUGCUUGUUGGAGAAAUACAAGAUCAUUCACCUUCUCCAGCUGGCUUGGAAAAGCAGUUAAAAGCAUUGCCUUAUUGGAGGUCAGAUGGUCAUAAUCACCUGUUGGUUCAACUGUCCAGGAAGUCGUUAACUCAGAACUUCUUGUACAAUGUAAGUACAGGCCGAGCAGCUAUAGCACAGUCUACCUUCCUUCAGCGACAAUAUAGAGAGGGUUUUGACCUGGUAGUGUCUCCACUGGUCCAUGCUCUCUCCGAGCCCAACUUUCUGGAGCUGCCACCACAGGUUCCAGUGAAAAGGAAGUAUCUGUUUACCUUUCAAGGAGAGAAGGUGGAAUCUCUGAGGAGUAGCCUGCUGGAAGCACCACCACAGUCCUUUGAGGAAGAAAUGGAGGGAGAUCCGCCAGCUGAUUAUGAUGAUCGCAUCAUUGGCACCCUUAAAGCGGUACAAGACAGUCACCUAGACCAGGUACUUGUGGAAUUUACUUGCAAGAACCGACCAAAGCCCAGUCUACCGACUGAAUGGGCCCUGUGUGGGGAGCGUGAGGAUCGCUUGGAAGUGUUAAAAGCAUCUACGUUUGCUUUGGUGAUUUCUCCAGGCGAUGGGCAGCUCAUAGCAACAGCAGGGUGCAACAUGCGCUUGUUUGAGGCCCUAGAGGUUGGGGCCAUCCCUGUGGUUCUCGGCGACCACUCAAAGUUACCAUAUCACCAUCUAAUUCGAUGGAGUGAGGCAGCUAUCAUGGUACCUAAGCCACGCAUAACAGAGUUGCACUUUCUAUUGAGGAGCCUAUCAGACAACGAUUUAUUGGCCAUGCGGCGGCAAGGUCGAUUCCUUUGGGAAACAUACUUUUCCACUUCUGAGAGUAUCUUCAAUACCAUUUUGGCCAGUAUACGAACCAGCAUUCAAAUACCAGCAUCACCCAUAAAAGAGGAACCUGCCCAGGAGAUUCCCCACAAAGCUGGAAAGAUGGCAGGAACAGAUGCCAAUUUGGCUGACAAUGGGGACCUGGACCUUGGUCCAGUAGAGACUGAACCCCCUUACGCAUCACCUAGGUUUUUGCGGAAUUUCACUUACACAGUAUCGGAUGUCUACCGAACGUGGAAUCGCGCUCCUGGACCUUUCCACCUGUUCCCCCACACACCAUUAGACCCUGUUCUGCCUUCAGAGGCAAAGUUUCUGGGUUCAGGAACUGGUUUUCGCCCCAUUGGUGGAGGCUCUGGAGGUUCUGGAAAAGAGUUUCAGGCUGCACUGGGUGGAAAUGUUCCACGAGAACAAUUCACAGUGGUUAUGCUGACAUAUGAGCGAGAGGAGGUACUUAUGAACUCUCUGGAGAGGCUGAAUGGCCUUCCCUAUCUCAACAAAGUGGUGGUAGUCUGGAAUUCCCCAAAACCACCCUCAGAUGACCUCCUCUGGCCAGACAUUGGGUUGCCCAUUGUGGUGGUAAGGACAGAAAAGAACAGUCUGAACAAUCGCUUCCUGCCCUGGGAUGUAGUAGAAACGGAGGCGAUCUUGUCCAUUGAUGAUGACGCCCAUCUCAGACAUGAUGAAAUCAUGUUUGGGUUUAGGGUGUGGCGAGAGGCCAGGGAUCGGAUUGUGGGCUUCCCAGGGCGGUUUCAUGCCUGGGACAUCAACCACCAGUCUUGGCUCUACAACUCCAACUACUCUUGUGAACUCUCCAUGGUGCUCACAGGCGCUGCCUUUUUCCACAAGUACUAUGCCUACCUGUAUUCCUACGUGAUGCCCCAGGCCAUCCGAGACAUGGUGGAUGAGUAUAUCAACUGUGAAGACAUCGCCAUGAACUUCCUGGUGUCACAUAUCACACGCAAACCGCCCAUCAAGGUGACAUCUCGUUGGACGUUCCGCUGUCCCGGCUGUCCUCAGGCACUGUCUCACGACGACUCACAUUUCCACGAGCGCCACAAGUGCAUCAACUUUUUCGUCAAAGUGUACGGUUACAUGCCACUGCUCUACACACAGUUCCGAGUGGACUCUGUCCUCUUUAAGACUCGCCUUCCGCACGACAAGACCAAAUGCUUCAAGUUCAUUUAGAGGGACCAUAAGAGGACUUACAGACACUUGCUCUGAAGGACGGGAGAUUUUUAUCUGACACAAAGUCAAAGACGGGACGACUGCUACAUAAAUUUUUUUUUUUUUCGUUUCUCUGUGUGUUCGACCCAUCAGCAACCACUACUGGUCUCAUUCGCACCACUUUCAUCAUUCUCAGAAAAGAAGUGGAUACGAGUUGAGGACACUUUCAGACUGAAUACUUUGGAACUGACAGAAUGGUAAAAGACACGGGCAAAAGCUUCCUGUCUCGUUGCACUCUUUAUUUUUAACCCAUUCUACAUUUAUAUAUCUAUGUGGUGUGUUUCAUCUGCAAGAGAUGUACUCUUGUAUAUGACAAGCACAUUUCUGCAGGUCACAGAAAUUUUGUGUGUGUGUGUGUGUGUGUGUGUGUGUGUGUGUGUGUGUGUUUUCGAAAUAAGGAACUUUCAAAAGAGAUAUUUCAAGUCACCAGACCUCAAAGACACACUGACAAAGUGCAGAAUUAAAAGCACUACACGGCCGGGCGAGCGCUAAUCACUUCCAAUGCUCUCUCUCCCGGGGUGCCAGCGAUCAGAAAAAAACAGCGUGUACACCCUCACUUAAUAAGGUCUUUUUAGGCAUGUGCCGAUAUCACGUUAUCAUAUCAGAAUAAAUCUUUCCGAUCAUUCAUCUGCUGAACAGGAUGAGUUUUAAGAUCGACAUGACACUGCCUCUGCCUUCGGCUUUCCCAGCUGGGAUGGGCUUUAGCUCAGGAGCACAAAACCCGCACAAAAAAAACGCUGCCAUCAUACCUGACUGCUUUUCAGGAUCGAAUGUAACGGGAGUGACGUUCAUUUAGCGUCUGCAAUAACAUCAUAGCGCAUGUUAAAUAUUUAUGGCAUUAAAAUCACAAACCUUUCUGCGAGCAGAAAAUAACAGCGUUUCCGUGGUGAACAUGACAUCACGAAGUCUCCGCUUUAUAUCGCCACACCUACCGAUCGGUGUUUGGAAUAAAAAUGUGGUUUUGUGUACGUUUUGCUCCCUCAUAUCUCACUAUCUUGACAUUUAAGUAGCUUUGAACUCUCGCCUCCGUACAUAGGAAGAUGUUAUCUCUUAUUAUCCUUGUUUAGAAUUAUGACAUUUACGUAUAUUGUAGCUUAUAAAUUAAUCUUUUCACUGAAAAUCAACGUCAUACAUUUUUUAAAUAGCAGAUUAAGACUGAAGUAAAAAAAAUAUGUAUAAUACUGGUCAUUCUGAACUGUAAAAAGCAUUAAGGUCAUCAUUAUCAGAAGCUAUGUGAAGAUUUUUCUGAAAGAUUGACUGAAACGAUCCUCACGGUUAAUCACUCUCUAGUAUUGACUGCCGAUGAGUUUAACUUUGUUUAACCUCUGUGAAAAGACGUCAUGGUGUAAACUGAACACACUGAGACGGCUUGCCGGACUAGUUAUUUGUGAAUAUCGUCAUGGUGACGUAUAUUUUAUAGCCAGUUCAUGGAAACCAAAGAUAAGUAAAGAAAGGAAACUAGCACUAGUAAAGGCCAAAUUCUCUGAGAAUUGAAGAUCAGUUUCACAUCUGUUUCUAAAGCUUUUCCCAUAACGCAAUUCAUUAAAAUAGAUUUGUUGUUACUUGAGUCAAUUUAAGGUCAAGUUUAGAUGACAUGCAUUUCUUUAGAGACCUGAAAUCAGAUGUGUUCAACAGUGCAGACUUUAACCAAUGCUGAGCAGAAAUCAAUGUUGGAUGAUGAAGCUUCAUAUCUUAAGUCCUAAGGCUAAGCUUAUCAUUGUUUACUGUAUGAUCAUGAUAUUUUGUUUAAAACUAUACAUUUAACUGGUCUAGUGGGGUGGUUUUAUAUUUUUGGGAUGGCAUGAUGGGCAUCAGCUCCAGCUCCAUGGCCACAAGAUCAGUCUGGAGCUUACUGUCUAUUCAUAUUCUCACCAUGUCUGUGUAUUUUUCCUCCCAAACACAUAACAGUAGGUGGAAUACUACAAUUUGUUCUUUGAUUGACCUUGUGCGUGUGUGCGUGCGUGCAUGCAUGCAUGCGUGCGUGCGCGUGUGUGUGUGUGUACACGAUACUUUUUUUAUGGACCGGCGUCCCAUCCGACGUGUGGAUCCAGAUUCACUGCAACAUUGACUUGCGUUUGACUGACUGAAUUGCUACUGAAGAUCAAUGAAUGAAUAUUUUAACCAAAACAAAUCCCAGCACAUUUUUCCCAGUUUUGUAAAACUUACGGAAAUAGUGGCUCAGUAGUUACGGCUUUUUGGGAUGCUGAUCAUGAGUUUAAAGCCUGCCACUGCCAAGCCACUGUUGGGGAGAAAUGACAGCGUAUCAUGUAAGUGAUUAUCGGCACAUGCCUAAGCAGCACAGACGUUUGUGUCUCUGAUUUGCCUAUCUCAUGUUUGUCCUGUUCUUUUGCUCAAAUAGUUGAUGUGAAGUUGGAGUAUAGACCUCAGGUCUGAGUACUAGCACAAUUCUGGAGAAUCUAUGUAUGCUGCGUAUAAAUACUGCAGAAGAAUAACUGGCACAAUCUGAACCCUUUGUUUCAAAAUGGUACUUUUUCUCAUUGAACUGGUAAAACCCAGAAUGCCUCCAUGCACAUGACCUAUCGUUUGCAUUACAAUGUUCAUUUCUGUCCUGAAAUGUAUAGUGUAGAGAUUUCUGUAUUGUAAAUCCAUUAGAUGUUUCUUUUUUAAUAUAUGUCGCUACGUGUGUCAGAUCAUUGAUGCCUUUUAUGGAACCUUUUUUAUACACUUAAUGACUGUACGGAUACAUUUGUUAAGGUUUAAGGUGUGUGCGUGUGCGCACGUGUGGAUUUUAUUUUAUUUUUUUUUCCCUGUAUUGCCACUCAAGCAUGGAGAUCGGGGAGGCGAGGAAGCAGAAGCACAGCAAUUUGACUGAUAGACUGUAUCAUUAGUGUAAUCCUCAAAAACACUAAUAAACCAGCCCGUGCCAUUUGUCUCUGGAA